AUGGCUGAAUAUAAAAUAAUUGUCGUAGGUUCAGGAGGUGUUGGUAAAAGCGCUCUCACUAUCCAAUAUAUUCAACAAACCUUUGUCGAAAGAUAUGAUCCAACCAUAGAGGACUCUUACCGAAAACAAGUUGAAGUUGAUGGUUCAGCUGUUAUGCUAGAUAUUUUGGAUACUGCAGGACAAGAAGAAUAUCACUCACUUGCUGGUGAAUAUAUGGGAAAGGGACAUGGCUUUGUGAUUGUGUACAGUAUUACAGAUGUUCAAACAUUCGAAGAUACUCCAAAGUAUUAUGAGGAAAUCCUUAAAGCAAAGGCUGCCGAAGAAGGGGAAAAGGUACCAAUCAUCCUUGUUGGUAACAAGCUCGAUUUGGAAGAAGAAAGAGCAGUUUCAAAGGAAGAAGGUGAAGAACAAGCUAAGAAGUUUGGAGAUUUCUGUAAAUGUAUUGAAACAUCAGCUAAAACAAGAGAAAAUGUGGAUAACGUUUUCGAAGAAUUGGUUCGUAUGAUCAACACAGUUGAAGGAGUUGAAGAGGAAGAUCAUCACGUUGAAGCUCAACAAGCUAACCAACCAACUGGAGAUCAACAAGAAACCAAAGCUUCCACAACUCCAAAGCCAAAACCUAAGAAGAAAAAGUGUAUCAUCUUGUAG
Naegleria gruberi is the source of this 648-nucleotide messenger RNA. RefSeq names its product ras family small GTPase. Gene Ontology annotation, cellular component: plasma membrane. The record is from RefSeq and is a predicted model, not a curated record. Gene Ontology annotation, molecular function: GTPase activity; GTP binding; GDP binding. Lineage: Eukaryota; Heterolobosea; Eutetramitea; Acrasida; Naegleriidae. The transcript has 5 exons. Bases 1 to 648 code for a protein of 215 amino acids. Gene Ontology annotation, biological process: signal transduction.